Molecule: messenger RNA, 1717 nt
Organism: Papaver somniferum (opium poppy)
Lineage: Eukaryota; Viridiplantae; Streptophyta; Magnoliopsida; Ranunculales; Papaveraceae
Product: glutamate-1-semialdehyde 2,1-aminomutase 2, chloroplastic-like
Exons: 3
Coding region: 57-1499 (480 amino acids)
Biological process (GO): tetrapyrrole biosynthetic process
Cellular component (GO): chloroplast
Molecular function (GO): pyridoxal phosphate binding; glutamate-1-semialdehyde 2,1-aminomutase activity; transaminase activity
Source: RefSeq, a predicted model, not a curated record
UCUCUUUGAAGAAGACCGAAGAAAACCAGAGAAGAAGGAGAAGAAAUUCAAUUUCGAUGGCGAGCAUAUCAGCGUCAGGAGUUAGUCUCUCAUGGAUCUCUCAGUUACCCUCUUCAUCAUCAUCAGCAUCAGCAUCUUCUUCUUCAUCUUCUUGGCCUUCUCAUCGACGUGGAGCUACUCAAAUCAAAAUGACAGUUUCAGUAGAGAAGAAAAAGUUCACUACACAGAAAUCAGAAGAGAUUUUCAAUGCUGCUAAGGAUUUGAUGCCUGGUGGUGUAAAUUCCCCAGUCCGUGCCUUCAAAUCAGUUGGUGGACAACCAAUUAUAAUCGACUCUGUGAAGGGUUCACGUAUGUGGGAUGUAGAUGGAAAUGAGUACAUCGAUUAUGUUGGUUCAUGGGGUCCUGCAAUCAUUGGUCAUGCUGAUGAUGAGGUGAUUGCUGCUUUAACUGAGACAAUGAAGAAAGGAACAAGCUUUGGUGCUCCAUGUGUUCUAGAGAAUGUGUUAGCAGAGAUGGUGAUUUCUGCUGUUCCAAGUAUUGAGAUGGUUCGCUUUGUCAAUUCAGGAACAGAAGCCUGUAUGGGUGUACUACGAUUGGCUCGAGCAUUCACUGGUUGCCAAAAGAUAAUUAAGUUUGAGGGUUGCUAUCAUGGACAUGCUGACCCCUUCCUCGUCAAGGCUGGUAGUGGUGUUGCAACUCUAGGGCUUCCUGACUCACCAGGUGUUCCUAAAGCUGCCACCUCUGAUACUCUUACCUCUCCUUACAAUGAUAUCGAGACCGUGAAAGAACUGUUUGCAGCGAACAAAGGAGAGAUUGCUGCUGUGAUCCUUGAAGCUGUUGUUGGAAACUCUGGAUACAUAGAACCAAAACCUGAGUUCCUAAAUUCUCUUCGUCAAAUUACCAAAGAAAAUGAUGCUCUUCUCAUCUUCGACGAAGUUAUGACUGGAUUCCGUCUGUCUUAUGGUGGAGCUCAAGAAUAUUUUGGUAUAACGCCUGAUUUAACAACACUUGGGAAGAUCAUUGGUGGUGGCUUGCCUGUAGGUGCUUAUGGUGGGAGAAGGGAAAUCAUGGAAAUGGUUGCUCCUGCAGGACCCAUGUACCAAGCUGGUACUUUGAGUGGGAACCCUUUGGCAAUGACAGCAGGUAUUCACACACUUAAGCGGCUGCAGGAACCUGGAACAUACCAGUACUUGGAUAAGAUCACCGGAGAGCUUACCCAGGGGAUUUUAGAUGCUGGAAAGAGAGCUGGGCAUGAGAUGUGUGGUGGAUAUAUUAGGGGAAUGUUUGGGUUCUUCUUCACAGGAGGACCAGUUUACAGCUUUGAGGAUGCAAAGAAGAGUGACACUGCCAAGUUCGCCAAGUUUCACAGGGGAAUGUUGGAGGAAGGUGUGUAUUUGGCACCAUCACAGUUUGAAGCUGGGUUUACAGGUUUGGCACAUACUUCUGAAGACAUCCAACAGACAAUAGCAGCAGCCGAGAAAGUCUUGCGGCAGAUUUAAACGGUCAAUAAUUAGUCUCAUCUCUGUUUCUUUUCUUUUUGAGCUAAUUUUGAGAUUUUUUUUAUGUUAGUGCAUGACUGAAAUGUUUCUUUGAGCACUUUCCAUUAGGAGACUUUUGCGAAAUUCAGAAUGUAAACUUUUUUGUAAGUUGAAAAAAAAAACUAAAUGUGUUACCAUUGCUUAGAUAAGACUGCUACGCAUCAAUAAAUAUUCGGAAA